AUGCGAGCAAUAGUUUCGGAUUUACAACGAGCUGUAUUCCAAGCAGAUGAUGAGCGGGUUGUUGCUGUCGCUAAUAUUAUAAGGAUCGGUACGAAAAAAAAGAAAAAACCAACGUUUAUUUGUUUAGCUGUAACCACGGAUCAACCAAUCUCAGUGCGAUUAUAUUUUGUGAAAAAUGAAAAAGAAGAUUUGUUCAAAAAAAAAGAACAAUUCAAUUUGAGGAAUGUUAAAAUAGUCGAUGGUAUCAAUCCUCGCAAGUAUCUGCCAGAAUUUGAAUUAAUUAUUGGUGAACGGUUAUAUCGAUUAUGUGCUUCCAGUCCCGAAGAAAAGGAUGCCUUCAUUAAACAAAUGUACAAGUUUUCAUCAAAAUAUCUUCCUGUGCAGAAGCCAGAUUUUGUCAAUGUGCCAAUCCCUGUUGAUACUCCACAUGUUACUGUAACUGUAUCUGAGGUUGAUGAUGAUGCUGAAGAAAAUUUAGCUGAUUAUCAGGUUUUUUUCGCCUUCAAUCUUUUUUAUCAAUAA
Messenger RNA from Dracunculus medinensis (Guinea worm), 522 nucleotides. The record is from the annotation of a GenBank genome assembly. NCBI's taxonomy places the organism in Eukaryota, Metazoa, Nematoda, Chromadorea, Rhabditida, Dracunculidae.